AUGCCUUCUACCGACUGGAGAUCCAGCACGUCGGAGGACUCGGACUACACAUUCAUGCUCUUCCAGCCGGACACACAGACAACAGCUCCGUGCGCACAGAUACAGGCACCCUAUGCGACUGCAAACAUGCACCCAGCGUUGUGCAGCACCAUUAGUCAGGCCCUUAGCGACGAGGAGAUUCUAGACGAAAUCUUCCAGGAGAUCAUGUCGCCCGGUCCACAGGACCAGGAGCUUUCCGAGCUCAAGAGCUUCGAAAUGGCCAGCACCUGCACCCUUUUCAACCCCGUGGUGACACCCAAUUCAGCUCUUACCUCAGCGCCUUCAACGCCACAGCUCACCAGCACGCUACGUCGAGGCAGCAUUCCGUCGGCAUCACUAGGAUCCAUCUCCCCUAACAUGGCGGCGGCUCUACGUCUACCGACGUUCGCCAUGAGCAAUACAGGUACAGCACGCAACACAGCCUUCUUCCCCAUGUUGAACGACCCCAAAGUGCGCAUCAACACUGCGUUUGGUGGACAUCACACGUCCAUGCUCUUCACGUCACCGACAGCAGGUCGUCGCGGCUAUCGACGCACGAAUCGCCCUACGCGUAUGCAGAAGAAGAAGCCAGCCUCGCGCAUUUGUCGUAUGCCUGGCUGUACCAAGGGCAUCCGCUCGCGGGGUCUGUGCAAGGCUCACGGUGGUGGCCGUCGGUGUACGACGCCCGGCUGCGAGAUCAGCGACCAGGGCGGAGGUCACUGCAUCGCUCAUGGUGGUGGUCGUCGCUGCUCCGUCACAGGUUGCCAGAAAUCGGCUCAGUCUAAGGGUUUAUGCAAACUACACGGUGGCGCUCGGCUGUGCCGCCUGCCAGACUGCAACAAGAACGGCCAGAUCAAAGGACUCUGUCGGCUGCACUACAGCCUUACCAUGGCGGCAAAGAACUCGGCCGCCAAGGCUCCAACUGUAAUGCCUGUGACUAUGAAGCUCGAGUGCCAGAGCAGUCACAGCCCGUGCGAUACCUUCCAGCUGUGAGCUUAAGUAUCCUCAGCCAUGCAAGGCCACCACGGCCUGCAUACCCCAUGUAGUUAGUAGAAAUCCCAAAAUUGACCUGAACAUAGUGUAAAUACCCCACACAAAUCACAAUAAAUACAACCAUA
Molecule: messenger RNA, 1136 nt
Organism: Phytophthora infestans T30-4
Lineage: Eukaryota; Oomycota; Peronosporomycetes; Peronosporales; Peronosporaceae
Exons: 1
Coding region: 1-1011 (336 amino acids)
Source: RefSeq, a predicted model, not a curated record